Messenger RNA from Aspergillus bombycis, 1593 nucleotides. RefSeq lists its product as uncharacterized. Lineage: Eukaryota; Fungi; Ascomycota; Eurotiomycetes; Eurotiales; Aspergillaceae. Bases 1 to 1593 code for a protein of 530 amino acids. The record is from RefSeq and is a predicted model, not a curated record. The transcript has a single exon.
AUGUCUAUUUUCGGCUUAUCAGCAGUCUCACCAGAAAUUAUCCUAGAGAUUUGUAAGCAUCUGGAGAGCCCCAAAGACCGUUUGAAUUUGGUAUGCUGUUCGCAACUUUUUUAUGACUUGUGUCUGCCGUUGCUCUACAAGAAAUUACGGACUGGCGACAAGGAUCUUGUUCCAAUUGCUCGAGUUGUCCGUACUCUUGUUGAGAAACCGGCUCUUGCAGCGCGAGUUCAUAUUUUACAUCUUUUUGAUUGGGAGACAUAUAUCGGAUUCAAUUUUGCGGAAUUUGACGAGGCGCUCAAAGCGUUUAAGGAGGAGUGUGCUAUGGAAAGAGAACAGGAAGAUACUAGUGAGGAGGAGGCCAACGAAGGUGAUGCGGAUGAACACGAUGCGGAUGAACACGAUGCGGAUGAACACGAUGCGGAUGAACAUGAUGUGGAUGACGAUGAUUGUGACAAUGAUAAGGAUGAUGAAGAUUACGGAGAUAAUGGCGAUAAUGCCUCGGAUAACGGCAGUAUCUACUUGAAAACAUUCGACUAUGGUCCGCUACGUGAACAGGCAAAGCUUGUGACCCGUUCUGAGGAUGAGACAGACUACUGGAUGGAUGAAAUUGCCAUCGGAAAUGCCGAUGCAUGGGUUGCAAUGCUUCUAACUCUUCUGCCGAAUCUCCAGCGGCUUGAGAUAGAAUUCCCCUACGGGUCAUUAUGGGUUCGCUGGGUGCUGAAAUGGGCAAUAGCUGGACGUCUAGAUUCUAUGCCGGCUUUCAAAUCACUUUCUGAGGUUUAUGUCGACUGGGAUAGCGAAAAAGUGAAAGCGUGUUCUAGGAACAUAAUGCCAUUCUUUCUGCUGCCCUCGAUGCGCCGGUUUUACGCCAGUAAGCUUUUUGAUAGGCUUGGAAUGUUUGAAGAAGCAUGGGCGGAUGAUGAUGAUUUAACUGGGGUUGCUCAAUUUUCUCCUGUUACACAUAUUGAAAUUGAUGAGAGCGAUGGGAAAUGGGAGAUGUGGAAAGUGGUGGCUAUCUGCAAGAAUCUCCAGUCCUUCAAAUACAACCACAGUGGCUGCGUGGGAUUCGAUCCAGGUGCUUUCUAUAAAGAGCUUUUCCCACUGAGAGAGACUCUUGAGACAAUAUGGCUUGAUAUAAAGGAGGGUUCUCGUGGAGAUUGCAUGGAGGAUUUGCACCAUUGCAACGAUCCACUCCCUUCCUUUAAGGAUUUCAUAUCCUUGAAAACACUCCACCUCCGAAUGAAGAACUUGCCAGGAUUGAACGUCCAAUCUGGGGGUAACCAUGCUAGCAUGCCAUUUGCUGGAGCCCUUCCAUCUUCACUUGAGACUUUACAAAUUGCCGAUAUCGGAAACUUGGCUAACCUUCAGAUACUUGUCCAGAAGCUACAGGAUCAUCUUGAACAUGAUUUGGAUUCCACUCCAGCAUUGAGAGAGAUUGCUAUUGAAACUUUGCUAAAUUCACCGAAAAUUCCAAAACUACUUUUGGAUUUGGACAGAGCCUGUACAAAGGUGAAUAUCAAAUUCUAUGUGUGUGACACUCAUGACGGGCGAGCCAAGUGGAGGGCUGAUGGAUUCACACCGUGUGUUUUGUGA